Messenger RNA from Ramularia collo-cygni, 1224 nucleotides. Its product is annotated as related to ribonuclease H. NCBI's taxonomy places the organism in Eukaryota, Fungi, Ascomycota, Dothideomycetes, Mycosphaerellales, Mycosphaerellaceae. The record is from RefSeq and is a predicted model, not a curated record. Gene Ontology annotation, molecular function: nucleic acid binding; RNA-DNA hybrid ribonuclease activity. The coding region runs from base 1 to 1224 and encodes 407 amino acids. The transcript has a single exon. Gene Ontology annotation, biological process: DNA replication, removal of RNA primer.
AUGCACAUGAUGGAUCCACCUCCUACCGCGGGAGUGAAGCGGAAACGCGAGUCCAAGACCAACCAGCCAAAGUUUUACGCGGUCCGCAUCGGGAAGGAGCCCGGGAUAUAUCAUACCUGGAACGAAUGCCUAGAUCAAGUCCGCGGAUYUCCAAAAGCCAUGUUCAAAUCAUUUGCGACCUUGAGUGAUGCGCAGAAGUUUGUCAACAAUGAGGAGACUGCGAGUAGUGGGGUGGRAAAGGUCACCAAGUGGUAUGGAGUGCGGGCAGGUCGGAAGCCGGGCGUGUACACCUCCUGGCAAGACGUACUYGAUCAGAUCACUGGAUGGAAGGGACCCAAGCAUAAAGGCUUCAAGACGAAGUGGGAAGCUGAGCAGUAUGUCGCAGAUGCGCAAGGUUAUGCAGCGCAGGAUAUACCCGUGGGAAGCAUUGAGGCGGGAGAGCCUGUGAGGAAGGCGAAGAAGACGAAGAAGGGAGUCAAGGAUGAGCUCAGUCCACCGCCGAUGGAGCAGGGGGAAUACGAGCCUGGAGAGGCGCCCUUAGGAGAGGAUGCCGAAGAUGGCUUCGACUCCAACAUCCUUCUGGACCACACCACGGAUGGUGCGCGCUACAAAACGAGGGAAGAGCGCGAGAAGAUGACGUAUCAAGUUGCCCGUCCAGUCAGAGAUGCACCAAUACGAAUCUACACAGACGGCAGUUCUCUUAGCAAUGGGAAGUCAAACGCGUGGGGUGGUGUUGGUGUCUUCUUCGGCCCUGCAGACAAGCGAAAUAUCAGCGAACCUCUUUCUGGAACCAAGCAGACGAACCAACGCGCAGAGCUGAUGGCCAUGGUACGAGCGCUGGAAGUUGCCCCCAAAGAUCGAAGGAUUGUUAUCGUUAGUGACAGCAAGUACUCCAUCGAUUGCGUUACGGAUUGGUUUCACAACUGGCAACGCAACGGCUGGGUGAAUUCUGCGAAGAAGCCGGUGGAGAACAAGGAUCUUGUGCAGAAGAUUCUCGAUCAAUUGGACGAGCGCAUACGCCUCAAUGCACAUCGUGUCGAGGAUGGAGAGGAUGCGCCGAGUACGGACAAACGCUCGGUGUGGGAUCGCGGUCCUGGUGGGGUGAGGUUUGAAUGGGUGAAAGGGCAUGACAAGGACGAGGGCAACUCUGCUGCAGAUGUGUUGGCUGUUGCAGGAGCGAGGACUGCGCAGGAAUUGGGAAGAGAUGUUACGUUUGAGGAUUGA